Molecule: messenger RNA, 1341 nt
Organism: Metarhizium robertsii ARSEF 23
Lineage: Eukaryota; Fungi; Ascomycota; Sordariomycetes; Hypocreales; Clavicipitaceae
Product: major facilitator superfamily transporter
Exons: 4
Coding region: 1-1341 (446 amino acids)
Biological process (GO): transmembrane transport
Cellular component (GO): membrane
Molecular function (GO): transmembrane transporter activity
Source: RefSeq, a predicted model, not a curated record
AUGGCCAAUCUCUUUACAGAUUCAUCCACGGAAAAGGUCCAUGUACCAUCUGAACCAAGUGUUGGCCCUGCUAUAGAGGAAAUCAACGAAAAGGCACUACUUCGCAAGAUUGACGCCAAGCUCUUGCCCGCAGUCGGAGUUUUAUACCUGCUCUCCUUUCUAGAUCGCAGCAAUGCAAUGCUCGACGGACCGAGACGUGCGCUUUCUAACGGCUCCCAGAUCCCCUGCAACAUCAUACUCAAACGGACAACGCCGCGGCUAUGGCUCCCAACGCUCACGAUAGCCUGGGGAAUUGUGGCUACGUUGCUGGGCAUUGUACACAAUCUGGCUGGUUUCUUUGUGGCGCGAUUUUUCCUCGGCGUCACGGAGAGCGGCUUGUUCCCCGGCGUGGUCUUUUACUUUUCCAUGUGGUAUCGGCGCCGGGAGAGACAGUACCGCAUCUCGCUCUUCUUUAGCGCUGCGUCUCUUGCCGGCGCGUUUGGCGGCAUUCUUGCCUUUGAGGGGCUUGCCACCAUCGUCAUCGCCUUUGCUGCCUACUGGUUCAUAGAAAACUAUCCCGAGACCUCCAAGUUCUUGUCAAAGUCCGAAAAAGAAUUUAUCCAAGGUCGCUUGGCUGCGGAUAGCGAUGCCACCCACCAUGAAAAGUUUAGCUGGAGUGCAGUCUAUGACGCGUUUCGUGAUGCAAAUUGUUGGCUCUAUGGGCUGGGGUUUCAUACCAUGAGCUUGCCGUUGUAUACGUUGUCUCUGUUUUUGCCUACCAUCAUCAAGGAUCUGGGAUACACAGCAGCGACAGCACAGUUACUAACCAUUCCGCCCUACGCACUCGCCUUUGUAACAACGCUUGCGGUUGCCAUAUACUCAGAGAGACUGGCCAGACGCGCAGUCUUCAUUGCGGCUUCGGCCAUCGUCGCUGCCAUAGGCUACAUCAUCCUUCUGUCGAAUACAGAUCCCAAGGCUCGGCCGGCCGUAUCGUACGUGGGAACCUUUUUCGCCGCUGCAGGCAUUUAUCCUGCUACCGCGCUGGUUCUCUCCUGGCCUGCCAUCAAUGUGUCCGGCCAGACGAAGCGAGCCACGGCAAACGCUAUGCAAAUUAGUAUCGGAAAUCUAGGUGCGGUUCUGGGCACGCAGCUGUACCGAUCCAACGAUGGGCCGAGAUUUGUUGUCGGUCAUGCCGUGGCAUUGGCGUAUCUCGUUGCAAAUGUUGCUGUAGUGAGCGUGCUGGCGUGGAAGUUGAGGAAACAGAAUUUGCAGAGGGCGGAAGUUGCUGACGAGGUUGUGGACGUUGGGAGAGCAGAGGACUGGAAGGGUGAUGGAGACGCCCGGUGGAGGUUCCAGUAUUAA